Cyclocybe aegerita is the source of this 957-nucleotide messenger RNA. The record is from the annotation of a GenBank genome assembly. Lineage: Eukaryota; Fungi; Basidiomycota; Agaricomycetes; Agaricales; Hemipholiotaceae.
AUGACUCGAUGCUGGGAGCCCGGAACUCAAUACAACUACGACGACGUUGUCGAUUAUCAAGGCCAUCGAUACAAGAUCAUCCAACCCCAUCGCUCUCAGGGCGACUGGACCCCUCCAGUCACGCCAGCACUCUGGGGACGUUUGCAAGAUGACCACCAUCAUGGUGGAGACAACAAGUAUAACCAGCAAGGGUACCAGCCCCAGCAACCCCAACAGCCCUACCAGCAACCCCAGCCGCACCAGCCGCCGCCGCCUCAGUAUGGUGGCCAGCCUGGCCAGCAGCAGCAAGACAACAAGCCAUGGUACGGGGAUGAAGAGAACAAGAAGAAGCUAGGGCUCGCCGCCGGUGUUCUCGGUGGUGCUGCUGUCCUCGCUGGGGGCAUGUUCGCCUACAAGAAACACGAGGAGGAUAAAGACGAGGCCAAGGCCCAAGCCUGGAGUCGCGAGAACUGGCUCAAUGAUGCUCGUGCGCGCACACAAGCAUUCCACCAACAGGGGCCCAGCGCACCGGCUACCUGGCUGCUUACUCACGGGAAAUCCAUCCCGAAAGGUGCCAUCCUUGUUGGACGGGAAAAGUCCUGGAAUUUGUACAUUUCCAGGGCGUACUAUGAUGGUGGUCUCUUGAUCGGCAAGGCUUCGGAUGCCUUCAAGAAAGGAGGCGUUGUCGGAUGCAAGAACGAAGAAAUCCACGUUGAAGACUUCGAAGUCCUCGCUGGCGACAUGAGCCAACUGCGCUGGGUGGCUGCCAGUGGAAAGCUCCACCUCGCAAGUCUUGGCGCUCGUCCAGUUGAGGGCGGACGUGAGGUCGACGGCACCCCUAUAUAUGUCGCCAAGGCCCCGCACAAGGGCGCGGAACACCCUGGAAAAAUAGGCGAAAAAUGGGACGGUGCAUACAUUCCAUACGAUGGGGAGGAGAAGCUCGUCAAGGAAUACCAAGUCCUUUGCUACAACUACUAA